AUGCCGAAUGACACACGCCAAUUCUACACUGUCUGGAAAAUCAAAGACCAUUUGACCAUGCCUGACCCCGAAGAAAAAAAGACCAGAUACCAUACAUACCUCUUUGUACAAAAGGAGGAGGAUCUCACGGACAACAACAAUGAUCCCCAGCACGUCGUCGGGUGGACACACGAAGUCACCGGCGACAUAUCCACCUCCACGGGCAUGGUGUACGUCCACAAGCCCGUGCACCGUUCGCCCGCAUAUGGUGAGGCGUUUUACGCCAAGGAGCUGUUAGGCCGGGUGCCGGCGGACGAGUAUCCGGAGAAUGUGGACGGGGUGUGUCAGUCGAUCAAGCCGCCUUGGUGUCAGAAGAAGUUCAACGCGCAGACGAUGAGGUAUGAAGGUGUUGUGUUUGAGGAGGGGGAGGGGGAGGUUCGGGGUGGGAUGAAGUGGAGGUUUUAUGCGCCUGGGGAGGAGAGAAAGCCGUAUUUCAAGUGUACGGAGUGGGUGGAGGAGAAGGUGGUUCCGAAACUGGUGGCUGACAGGAUCAUUGUUGAUUGA
Uncinocarpus reesii 1704 is the source of this 543-nucleotide messenger RNA. RefSeq lists its product as uncharacterized. NCBI's taxonomy places the organism in Eukaryota, Fungi, Ascomycota, Eurotiomycetes, Onygenales, Onygenaceae. The transcript has a single exon. Bases 1 to 543 code for a protein of 180 amino acids. The record is from RefSeq and is a predicted model, not a curated record.